This is a messenger RNA of Alternaria ventricosa, 2658 nucleotides long. RefSeq lists its product as uncharacterized. The transcript has 6 exons. The record is from RefSeq and is a predicted model, not a curated record. The coding region runs from base 1 to 2658 and encodes 885 amino acids. Lineage: Eukaryota; Fungi; Ascomycota; Dothideomycetes; Pleosporales; Pleosporaceae.
AUGCAGCUUGGCCCAAGUAGCGCUCGUUCCGGUGCGUCUGGCAGCGUCCACGGCAGUAUCGACAGCAGCAACAGUACCGUGCGCACAGAUGCUGUUCGCGAUGUCAAGGCCGAGAUGCUGGCCAACUGGCUUCACACCAAGCAGGAGGAGCGGGUAUGGACCUUUGGAUCACCUGGUGAAGGUGUCUUCAUGAAGAAGUCCAAGGGAAUCUAUUCCUGCGCCCCCGAAGCGCUCCGUACCGACGGCACGGGUCUCAUUGAAGCUGUUACCGAGUUGAACGUCCGAGUAAGUUUAACAAUCGCCAAACACCCGUACGGCCUUGUCACUAAUACUUUGCAGUGCGCCAUGACCAUCAAGACCAGGGUCAUCGAGUACCUUCUUGAGCGAACUUCGGAGCAGUAUGUGCAAAUCCAGAGCGGCCUUCGCUUGCAAGUCGUUCCCGAUUUUGAAGCUUUGCCACACUGCCAGAGGGGUCAGUCCGCUGCUUUCAUCGCCUCACGAGGCAUGCUAGUAGUGUGGCAGGAUGAUCCGAAGUUGACGCUCGAACGCGCCGAGUUCAUCAUCAAUUGUAUGAUGAGGACGACGUGUGGAGCUGAAUACGGCUAUGACGCGCAGGAUCUGGAGUUGGAGAAGUCAGGCAAGAACCCCGCACACGAUAUGGAAGAUUACGACGACUCGCGUGAUUCUCGAGAAGCCAAUAAGGAGGAGGCCCGAGACAUGAAGAUGUGGCAAGCUGCCUACUGCGGAAUGUCCAUUCUUCUCCUAACGGUAGCUAUCGGGUCGGGGUAUAGGCAGAUCGCGAUCGAAGAGUUCCAAGCCCCAAAGCACUGGCUUCGUCUGCUCUUCCUCAUUUGCUUGCCCGCGCAAGUCUGGCUAUCAUUGUUCUUCUUCCAAGCUCUGGUUGGUAACUUCGCCCAAAUCAUUGGCCCUACCGAUCAGAUGAAAGAAAACAGCCGUUACUACUCCGGCAAAGCCCCCAGGCGCCUCAACCGUGAUCACUUUGGCGGCCCGCUCCCACAUGUAACCAUCCAGAUGCCCGUUUACAAGGAGGGUUUACGCACUGUCAUUGAGCCCACCAUUCGGUCGCUCAAGGAAGCCAUCUCUACCUACGAGCUUCAGGGAGGAAGUGCCAAUAUCUUCGUCAACGACGAUGGAAUGCAAGUUCUCGGAGCCGAGGAAGCCCUGGAGCGCCAGUUGUACUACGACGAGCAUGGUAUUGGCUGGGUAGCGCGCCCAAUCCACGAUCCCAAGGGCGAGCGCCCAAGGCUGAGCGAGUACGAAGUGAAGCCGUUUAUUCGCCCCGGAAAAUUCAAGAAGGCAUCCAACAUGAACUACGCUCUAAGAAUCAGUUGCAGAGUUGAAGAGGUCAUGGCACAACAUGAACGUGGAGAGACCUGGAGCCAGGUUGAAGAGGACGACCUCUACCACGAAGCCAUGAUAUCCGUCAUGGCUGAGCACCAGGGCGAGGCUUGGGCUGAUGGUAACAUCCGCAUUGGCGACCACAUUCUCCUUGUCGAUUCCGACACCCGUGUGCCUAAAGACUGCCUGCUCGAGGCCGUCAGCGAAAUGCACCAGGGUCAGGAAGUGGCCAUCCUACAGUACUCUUCCGGAGUCAUGAACGUCACCAACAGCUUCUUCGAAAACGGCAUCACUUUCUUCACCAACAUGAUCUACACCAUGAUCCGAUUUGCUGUCGCUGGUGGCGACGUCGCCCCUUUUGUCGGCCACAACGCGAUCCUAAGAUGGGAGGCACUUCAGAAGGUGGCUUACCAAGUCACAGAACGUGAACAGACGUUCGAGAAGUUUUGGUCCGAGGAGACGGUGUCUGAGGAUUUCGAUAUGAGUCUACGGCUGCAGAGUGCUGGCUACAUCAUUCGAUUGGCCUCAUACCAGGGUGACGGCUUCAAAGAGGGUGUAUCGCUUACCGUAUACGAUGAGCUUGCCCGUUGGGAGAAGUAUGCAUACGGCUGCAACGAACUCAUCUUCAACCCCUUGAUCUACUGGUUCACCCGCGGUCCUUUCACCAAGCUCUUCCGCAACUUUAUCUUUUCCAACAUGCCUCUCGCCUCUAAAGUCACCAUCAUGGCCUACAUCGGUACCUACUACGCUCUCGGCUGCUCGUGGGCCCUUACCGUGCUCAACUACUUCUUGAUCGGUUUCUUCAACGGAUGGCUAGAUCAUUACUACAUCAACUCCUUCCGCGUCUACUUCGCCAUCAUCAUCGUCUUCAGUGUCCUCGGUAACAUUGCUCUCGCCGUCCUCCGCUACCGCAUCGGCGAGGGUUCCUUUUUCGGCGGCCUCUGGACAAACAUCAAAUGGAUCCCUCUCCUCAGUAUCUUCCUCGGCGGCAUCUCUCUGCACGUCUCGCAAGCUCUCCUCGCACACUUCGUCAGCUGGCCUCUUGAGUGGGGUUCCACUUCCAAGGAAACCGAGCAAGUCAGUUUCUUCGUCGCCAUCAGCAGGGUGCUGAGGAAGUUCAAGUGGAGCUUCAUGUUCUGCAUUGGUAUGACUGCGGUUAUGAUUACCAUGGCUUUUGCUCUGCAAGAGGACUGGAGGAUCAAGGAGCUCAUUGCCGUUUGGCCUAUGGGCACCGUGGUUGUCUUCCACUUUUUGUUGCCAAUUGUACUCAACCCACAGUUGAUGACUUUUACCUGGUAA